Messenger RNA from Microtus ochrogaster (prairie vole), 1392 nucleotides. It is a transcript of the gene Vdac3, whose product is annotated as voltage dependent anion channel 3. Gene Ontology annotation, cellular component: mitochondrial outer membrane. NCBI's taxonomy places the organism in Eukaryota, Metazoa, Chordata, Mammalia, Rodentia, Cricetidae. The transcript is spliced from 10 exons. Gene Ontology annotation, molecular function: voltage-gated monoatomic anion channel activity. The record is from RefSeq and is a predicted model, not a curated record. Bases 114 to 968 code for a protein of 284 amino acids. Gene Ontology annotation, biological process: monoatomic anion transmembrane transport.
CAGGCGCGGCGGGGAGCGAGGUCGCGCAGGCGCGGACGGCGUUGGUGUGAGAAGACCUUCAGCGUUGCGUUGGUGGAGCGGGACGGGACGGGGCCCACCCUCGGGUUGGAGAUAUGUGUAACACACCAACUUACUGUGACCUAGGGAAGGCUGCCAAGGAUGUCUUUAACAAAGGGUAUGGGUUUGGCAUGGUCAAAAUAGAUCUGAGAACCAAGUCUUGUAGUGGAGUGAUGGAAUUUUCUACUUCAGGUCAUGCUUAUACUGAUACAGGGAAAGCAUCAGGCAACCUAGAGACCAAGUACAAGGUCUGUGACUACGGACUCACCUUCACCCAAAAGUGGAAUACAGACAAUACCCUGGGGACAGAAAUCUCCUGGGAGAAUAAGUUGGCGGAAGGGUUGAAACUGACUCUUGAUACCAUAUUUGUACCAAACACAGGAAAGAAGAGCGGGAAAUUAAAGGCCUCAUUUAAACGAGAUUGUUUUAGUAUCGGCAGUAAUGUUGAUAUAGAUUUUUCUGGACCGACCAUCUAUGGCUGGGCUGUGUUGGCCUUUGAAGGUUGGCUUGCUGGUUAUCAGAUGAGUUUUGACACGGCCAAAUCCAAACUGUCGCAGAAUAAUUUUGCUCUUGGUUAUAAGGCUGCAGACUUCCAACUGCAUACUCAUGUGAAUGAUGGUACUGAAUUUGGAGGCUCUAUCUAUCAGAAAGUUAACGAGAAGAUUGAAACGUCAAUAAACCUGGCAUGGACAGCUGGCAGCAACAACACUCGUUUUGGCAUCGCUGCUAAAUAUAAGCUGGAUUGUAGAACUUCUCUAUCUGCCAAAGUAAAUAAUGCCAGUUUAAUUGGACUGGGUUAUACGCAGACCCUCCGACCAGGAGUCAAGUUGACCCUGUCAGCUUUAAUAGAUGGAAAGAACUUCAAUGCAGGAGGUCACAAGGUUGGAUUGGGAUUUGAACUGGAAGCUUAAUGUGGUUUUGAGUAGAACAUCAUUUGUCCCUGGAAGUGAAGAGAAAUGAACCCACUAUGUUUUGGCCUUAAAAUUCUGUGAAAUUUCAAAAGUGUGAACUUUUUAUUCUUCCAAAGAAUUUUAAUCCUUCCCACACUGAAGUCUAGAGAUUGCAGAUCUAUCCUCAGAGAGGUCCUUGAAGGCAUGCCUGGAGAUUGUCAUGUUUGUGCCACAUUUCAGUUGAGUUCUGCAGUGUUCAUUCAGAUAUGUUUCUCAGCAACAGCGCAGUGUCACGUUAAAGAAAGCGAUCUGACCCCCAGUUUGUGCGUCACGUCCUGCAUGUCCCACCCCACUUUUCACGACCUUGUGUUAGACUGGUCUCUGCUGUAGUGGAAUCUUUGGUUUUGCAUCAGAGUGAAAUAAACCCAUCAGAUUUGGAACAGAA